AAAUCUCUUUCCGUGUGUGGAUGUGUGGAGGGAGCCUGGAAAUCAUCCCCUGUAGCCGUGUUGGACACGUCUUCCGGAAGAAACAUCCAUAUGUCUUUCCAGAGGGAAAUGCCAAUACUUAUAUUAAAAACACCAAGCGCACUGCAGAGGUGUGGAUGGAUGAAUUCAAGCAGUACUACUACGCAGCUCGUCCCGCAGCGCAAGGGAGGCCUUACGGAAACAUCCAGAGCAGAGUGGAGCUGCGGAAGAGGUUGAAAUGCCACAGCUUCAAGUGGUACCUGGAAAACGUUUAUCCUGAACUUCGGAUUCCCAAGGAAUCGCUCUAUCAGACUGGGAUGAUCAGGCAAAGGCAGAGCUGCCUGGAGUCGCACAAGUCUGAAGUCCAGGAGUUCCCCGUCCUGAGCUUAAAUCCUUGCAUCAGCAGCAAAGGCAUGGCAGCAACGGCACAGGAAUGGACAUACACAUACAACCACCAAGUCCGCCAGCAGCAGCUGUGCUUGUCUGUGUACACCCUCUUCCCCGGUUCCCAGGUGCUGCUGUCACCUUGCAAAGAAGGUGACAACAAGCAGCGUUGGGGUAAAGUUGGGUCGCACAUUGAACACAUAGUUUCACGCUUUUGUUUGGACACUGAGACGGUCGGGGACACGAAUGAGAGCACCAAAGAGCUUGUCAUCAACCCUUGUGAGAGCACAGCCAUGAGUCAGCGCUGGGACAUGGUGAUGUCUUGACUUGCUGGAGGACUUACACAGCGGGGAUGGGCGCUGAGACAUUGCUUCAUGCAGCCAAGAUGCACCAGAUGGAGCUCAAAUGCAAAACCAUUGGGGGUCCUUGUGUAUUAUGGGACAGGAGAAGAAUCACUCAAAUAAAAAUAAGGACGUGGCGCUCCAGGUUGAACAAUGGAUGUUGUCUGCACGGCAUGCAGCUGGUAUUGGCCUGUUGGCAGUCAUACAUUCAAAGAGAAGGGAUAGCAAAAAAACAAACUUGAAAUGUUUUAGAGGGAUACCGGGGCUCCUGUGAUGGGCCCUACAGAAGUUUGGUGUGCACAGUAUUUAUUAAUCUUUCUGGAAACAUAGGUAGAAGAGCCUUGGAGACCAAAAGGAGACUUGGACUCAGCAACACAAGCAUUUCAGUAGC
This is a messenger RNA of Phaethon lepturus (White-tailed tropicbird), 1134 nucleotides long. Its product is annotated as polypeptide N-acetylgalactosaminyltransferase 14-like. Lineage: Eukaryota; Metazoa; Chordata; Aves; Phaethontiformes; Phaethontidae. The transcript is spliced from 6 exons. The annotation marks the transcript as partial. Gene Ontology annotation, cellular component: Golgi apparatus. The record is from RefSeq and is a predicted model, not a curated record.